AAAAGACGUGAACAUGGGCGAUAUUGACUUUAAAAUGAAGUUCAAAAGUCUGAAAAGGCUGGCUAAGGAGUACAUAUUUACAAAUGCUGCUAUUCGAGAUGAAAUUGAAAGGGUGAAUGAAAAAAUCAGCCGAACAAAAGAAGAAAAAGUAUAUCUACUAGCAAGACUGUUACAGCUGGAGACACAUCUCAACUCUUUACAGAAGUCGACUGCAGCAUUACACAAGAAAAAAAAAUUGAAAUUAAAAAAUAAUAAUGACGCAAGCUGUGUUAGCAAUGAAGACGAUGACGACAGCCACCUGCUUGACGCUUACAAGCCUGCAACACAGAAGACACCAAAGUCAGGAUCCGAUCAGACGGUGGCUAGGCGAGCUACCCUGGCUCCUCUCGACUCUUCGGGUCGACCCAUCUUUCCCAUCGAGCUGGGCUCUCUAACUGUUUUCUCAAUUGGAGAAAUCAAUCCCUCUAUGAAGUACCACUGCCCGGAAUGUAUCUACCCGGUUGGCUACUGUAGCACUCGCCUCUAUCUCUCCAUUGACCUGCACUCCAUCACAACUCUCUACACAUGUAGAGUUACAGAUGAUGGACUGCAGCCGAGAUUUGAAAUAAUCAUCGAAGAUGACGGCCAGACGUUUGUCGGUUCAAAUCCAGACAUCUGCCACAAGGAACUUCUUGAUGCCAUCAAUUCAGUCAGAGGCCCCAAAACAGUCCCAACAGUUCCAAACGGUGCUAAAUUCUUCGGCCUAACUCACCCCACCCUGCAAAACCUGAUUCAGUGCUUUCCCGGUGCACGAAAAUGUCCUAAUUAUAAGUGGGUCAGGUUCGAGGUCACCAAAGAUCAAAACGAAAUUUUCAUCGAACAGGACCCUAGCGUUAAUUAUUCUUUACUAGAUUCGAAUAGCUUGAACUUUUGCUAAUUUUUUGUAUAAAUAAACAUUGUUUCUUUUAUUUUUUUUUUCAAAUUUCAAAUUCUUGGACGAGUAAGAUUUUUUAUCAAAGUUUUAAAAAUAAAAUAAAUUAGAGUUCAAAGUAAAGACGUUUAUAAGAAAAUGUAAAUUGCAACUCGU
Messenger RNA from Helobdella robusta, 1066 nucleotides. RefSeq lists its product as hypothetical. The transcript is spliced from 7 exons. The record is from RefSeq and is a predicted model, not a curated record. Gene Ontology annotation, biological process: regulation of cell cycle. Bases 14 to 916 code for a protein of 300 amino acids. Gene Ontology annotation, cellular component: nucleus. NCBI's taxonomy places the organism in Eukaryota, Metazoa, Annelida, Clitellata, Rhynchobdellida, Glossiphoniidae.